Miniopterus natalensis is the source of this 5647-nucleotide messenger RNA. Lineage: Eukaryota; Metazoa; Chordata; Mammalia; Chiroptera; Miniopteridae. The record is from RefSeq and is a predicted model, not a curated record.
GUGCGCGGCGGAGCUGGUGGCAGAAGGGAGAAUCUGCAUACAUACAUGUAAGAGAAGCAAAAUGUCAGAUGAUAUCAGGAAAAGGUUUGAAUUUCCAAAUUCUCUUAUUCAAUCACAGGCUGUGGGUCAUCUUAUUGCUGCAGUCCUAAAAGAAAGUGGUUUUUCAGAAAAGAUUCAUCAAUCCACAAACCAGACUCCUGCUUUGAACUUGCUCUGGGAGAGGUGUUGCAGUGAUAACGUAGUGGUUCGAACAGCCUGCUGCGAGGGCCUGGUGGCACUUGUUGCGCAGGAUCAAGCGGAGUUCAGCUAUGUUCUCAAUGGGAUACUCAACCUGAUUCCAUCGACCAGGAAUACACAUGGUUUUAUAAAAGCCAUUAUGAAAUUAUUACAAAUGCAAGCUGUUAAGGAAGGACAAGGAGGGGAGAAGAAUAUUCAGGAUAUAUAUUCUAUUAGAAAUCAUCCUCAGCCUUUGAUCACUGUGCUUGAACACAGACCUGAUUGCUGGCCAGUGCUUUUGCAGCAGCUGACAGCUUUUUUCCAGCAAUGCCCUGAAAGGUCAGAAGCUUCGUGCGUCCAAAUAAUGGCACCAUUUCUAUGGUAUCUAUAUUGUGAACCAUCCCAAUUACAAGAAUAUGCUAAACUCAGACUGGCCCUGCUGAAAGUCUUACUUCAACCCCGGGUUCUCUGUGACAAAGAACAGCCAUCAGUAUUGGAACAACAGAUACUUCAGCUGUGUUGCGACAUGGUCCCAUGUUUGCAGAUGAGAGAUUUGAUACAGACAACAGAAGUGAUGCUGUUCAUUGAGGAAGUAUAUUUAAGCCUUGCACGUGAUCCUGUUUUCUGGAAAAUUCAGCUCACCGAGCUGACCCUUCAGCUGCUGUGUGUCUGUGAAGUCAGCUUGAACAUAACUGGGGAAUGCUCAUCUUUAAUUCACCUUUUGGAGCACAGUGUUGGACUUCUGAAGGAGGAUUUUCCUGUUGAACUGGUCAUAAUUGGAAUAGCUUUACUACUUUUACAGGCUCCAGCAAGUCAGCAGAAGGCAAUCUUAAGUCUAGCUCUGAAACUCCUCUCCUUUGCUGAGGGUAAGGAAAUUCCGAAGUCAUCCUUGCUGCUAGUAAUGCCAGUUCUGCAGAUACUAUCUUCUACUGCCUUGGAAGACUGCAUGUCCAUGGGUGAAGACGGUCCCUCGAGGCAGCAGUUGGCUCUGAAACUUUUGGAAAUGGUACAGCAGGGCUGUUACAGAGAUGAGCCCCAAAAGCUGUCCUGCAAGCUUGAGUUCCCCGUAACCAGCACGUAUGGUUCAAUAUUCACAACCUGGAGGAUCUUUGAAGUAAUGCGAGAAGAGUCUGCAGCCAGUGACUGGCUGGCUUCAGUGGAGUCCUUGCUGCCUAUCACUACAACGAUCCCCGUGCAUGUUCUGCUGCUGCUGGUUCACCUCCUUGUUGAAGAUACAGGACAGAAUCUUCGCCAAAUACUGAAGGUCACUACAGAAUUAGCCCAGGCAGAUUCCUCUCAGGUACCAAAUUUGAUUCCAGUUUUGAUGUUCAAAUUGGGAAGACCACUGGAACCUGUAUUAUACAUUAAUAUCUUAUAUACUUUACCUACACUUGGUGUUCACAAGGUGUGCAUAGGACAAAUUCUACGAGUAAUCCAACUUCUUGGAACCACUCCACAACUAAGAGCUGUCACUUUGCGCUUGUUAACUUCUUUGUGGGAAAAGCAGGAUCGUGUCUAUCCUGAACUGCAGCGGUUCAUGGCCAUGUCCGAUGUGCCCUCUCUGUCUGCGGGCAAGGAAGUCCAGUGGGAGAAACUGAUCGCUAAAGCAGCAUCGAUCAGAGACAUAUGUAAGCAAAGGCCCUAUCAGCACGGCGCAGAUAUGUUGGCGGCUAUUUCCCAGGUGCUAAAUGAAUGCACGAAGCCUGACCAAGCUACGCCAGCAGCCUUGGUGUUACAAGGCCUCCACGCACUCUGCCAGGCCGAGGUGGUUUGUAUUCGCUCCACCUGGAAUGCGCUCUCCCCGAAGCUCAGCUGUGACACGAGGCCUCUCAUCCUGAAGACGCUCAGUGAGCUGUUUUCUCUGGUUCCUUCCUUAACAGUCAAUACAGCUGAAUAUGAGAAUUUCAAAGUUCAAGUCCUCAGCUUCCUCUGGACUCACACCCAAAACAAGGACCCAGUUGUAGCAAAUGCUGCAUAUCAGUCUCUGUCCCACUUUAGUGCCAGAGAGCACACCAUCCUUCAUCUGCCCGAACAGAUAAGACCAGAAAUCAGCCUUCCUGAUGAACUGGAUGACGAUGAAGACGAUGAGGGUGACGUAAAGGACGUGGAUCUUUCAGUUCCUGGCUCUUGCUACCUGAAACUGCUGUCACUCACCUCGCCUUUGGUUUUACCAGCUUUGGAGGAAUUUUUUACAUCUCUCGUGAGGCAAGAGAUGGUGAAUAUGCCCCGGGGGGUCUAUCACCUGGCAUUAAGAGGAGGUGCCCGCACAGACCAAGGAAAGACGGUGGCAGGAAUCCCCAAUUUUAUACUGAAAAUGUAUGAAACAAACAAGCAGCCAGGCUUGAAACCUGGCCUUGCAGGUGGUAUGUUAUUUUGUUACGAUGUUUCAAUGUAUCAGAGUAAAGAUGGCAAACCUUUGAAUCGGCUGGUGGCCAGUAGAGGGCGGAGUUUCAAGCAGACCUCCCUGGCUCUAGUGCAUGAGGUUCACAUCCAGCUCUCGGAGUGGCACCGAGCCAUUUUCCUCCCUCAGGCAUGGCUGGCAUAUAUGAGUCGAGCUUAUCAUGCCAUUUUACAGGGGAGGGUGGCGGAGCUGGAGCUGCAGCUGAAGCAUGGAAAAGAAGGCGCCGAGGAGGUGCAGUGCAAAAAAAACACAGCCUGGCUCUGGGUCCGGGACAUGUUGACUGAUGAGAUCACCAAGUCUGCUGCAAAGGAGAGCCCGGUGGUCAAAGGCAAUGCGCUGUUAGCCUUAAGCAGCCUUGCUGUCGUCGUGUCCAAGCAUGAAGCCAGCCUCUCCUUGGAUGCUGACGGGGCCCUGGAGGUUCAGCCUAACUUCCUCUCCAUGGAAGACUGGGUUUCCAUGGUGUUUGACACUCUCCUGGUCCUCGUGGACAGCCACUACCAGCCCAGAGGACAGCUUUUCUCCUGGUUUUACUAUAAAUCCUAUUCCGGUGAAAACACAGCCAGCGCCACCGCGCGCUCGGCCGCCGCCGUGGCCCUGUCCCUGCUCGUGCCGGUGCUGAUUCAUUUUCUCUUUCGGUCUUUAUCUAGUGAUAUUUCUGGCCAACAGAUGAACCUUCUUCUGAUGAAGUCUUUGGAUGCCCUGGAAAACUGCUGCUUUGACUCUAGUCUUGAAUACAACUCGGGCUGCAUCCUGGGAGUUGGACUUGUUCUGUCCCUCAUGAGCCACAGCAGCCAAGCGGAGUCGCGAGUGCACGUGGCGGCGGCGCUCGGGAAGCUGUCUGCGCACCUCGAUGACAGUGGGAGCCGGGGCAGAGCCUCCCAGGAGGUCCUUGCCUAUACCCUCAGCUGUGUGUGUACAGCAGCAUUCAGUGCCGGAAUUAUUCAGGCUGAAGAGGCUGAAGAUAUUAUGAACAAGCUUCGACUGCUGGUGGAGAGCAGCCAGCAGACUUCAGGUUUUGCCUUGGCGCUAGGAAACAUAGUUCAUGGUUUGUCUGUGUGUGGACAUGGAAAAGCGGAAGACUUGGGCAACAAGCUGCUCCCUGCCUGGAUCAGGACUGUCCUAGCAGAGGGCACUCCCACAACGCUGUGCUUGGCAGCUCUCCACGGCAUGGUGGCCUUGGUAGGCUCUGAAGGGGCUGUGACGCAGCUGAAGUCAGAAGCCAUCCAGACCUCUCAUUUUCAAGCGAGACUUAAUGAAGUCAUUAGAACCUUAACACAGGUCAUCAGUGUGUCUGGGGUGAUAGGUCUUCAGUCCAAUGCAAUCUGGCUUCUAGGACAUCUUCAUCUGUCUACUCUGUCCUCAAAUCAAAGCAGAACCUCUGUUCCUACUGACUACAGCUACUUGCCUGAAAGCAGUUUUAUUAGAGCAGCCAUUGAUUUCUUCAUUACGGGGGGAAAAAAAGGCCCCGAGUCGGUGCCUCCCUCCCUUCUCAAGGUGGCGAUGAAACCCAUAGCGGCGGGUGGCGAGAGCUACCAGUACCCGCCCGUGAACUGGGCUGCGCUGCUGUCCCCGCUCAUGAGGCUCAACUUCGGUGAAGAGAUACAGCAACUGUGCCUUGAAAUUAUGGUGACUCAGGCACAGUCAUCCCAGAACGCAGCUGCACUGUUGGGACUGUGGGUGACACCCCCGCUGCUCCACGGACUCAGUCUGAACAUCAAGAAAUACCUCCUGGUGUCUGCACCGCUGUGGGUCAAACAUGUCUCCAAUGAACAGAUCCUGGGUUUUGUUGAAAACUUAAUGGUGGCAGUUUUUAAAGCCCCUUCCUCACUGUCCACUCCUGAGUUAUGCCCGAGCGCCUUGCAGGGCCUGAGCCAGGCCAUGAAACUGCCCAGCCCUGCCCACCACCUCUGGAGUCUGCUCUGCGAAGCUACUGGGAAAAUUUUUGACCUUCUGCCAAAUAAGAUUCGGAGAAAUGACUUAGAGCUGUAUAUCAGCGUAGCAAAAUGCCUCUCGGAAAUGACAGAUGACGAAGCCAGCCGGGUUGCUCCGGUUACUGAGAGCAGCAUAGAAAAGGCCGCCUUUGUCAGACUGUACUUGGUCUCUCAAGGACGGUUCCCCUUGAUGGGCUUGAAUGAUAUGCUCAGCGUCGCUGUUCAGCACCCUGAGAAAGAUGCCCUGGCCUGGAUGAUCCUGCACAGCUUAUACCAGGCGCGGAUCGUGAGCCAUGCCAACACAGGUGUGUUGAAGAGAAUGGAAUGGCUCUUGGAACUGAUGGGUUAUAUCAGAAGUAUUGCUUACCCGUCAACGCCUGUUCAGAACGUGGCUCUUGAUGAGGCUUUGGACUUCUUGUUGCUGAUAUUUGCAUCUGCUGUGGUUGCAUGGGCAGACCAUGCCGGCCCUCUCCUGCUCGGUCUCAGUGCCAGUUGGUUGCCAUGGCAUCAAGAAAAUGGCCCGGCCGGGCCAGCGUCGAGCUUCCUUGGCAGGAGUCCAAUGCACAGGGUCACUCUGCAGGAGGCCCUCACUCUCCUUCCCAGCAGCAUGCUACUUCUGCUGCAGAAAGAGCCGUGGAAGGAGCAGACCCAGAAGUUCAUUGACUGGCUAUUCAACAUCAUGGAAAGCCCUAAAGAAGGCCUCUCUGCAAAAUCCAGGGGUCUUUUAAAAGCCACCCUGCUGUCCUUAAGAGCUCUCCCAGAGUUUAAGAAGAAGGCCGUAUGGACCAGAGCAUAUGGCUGGUGAAGUUUCGCCAUAGCCAGCCACCUUCUCAGCCAGAACAGGAAAGCCACACAAAUGGAAGAAAAUUUUCAGAACUGUGUCGGGAUCGCUGAGACGUGAUGUAGAGAGUCAAGGAUCAUGAAAGGGUGGCCACAUAACAAUGCCAGGAAAGGGGACAUUGCUUCCCUACCCAGCCAGUGGAGACUGAAACGAGAACUUGAAAUUUAUUUAGCUAGAGUUCAAUCUGAAGAUUUUCUUUGUGAAAGUGUGACUAUAUCAUUUUCUCCCCCCAAAAUUCUAGUAAAAUGAUUCCAUGAA